AAGCCCGGAGGGAUGUGGAGGCGCCGGCUCGGGAGGCUGCUGCGGGGCGCAGGGCGUGGGGGGCGCCGGCUCCCCGCCCCCCGCGGGCUCAGCGUCCCCCCGGCCCUGAGCAGAGAUUUCCUAACCACCACAAGCAAAGAAGGAUACGACGUGAGACGGGUGGACCUAACUCCUUUAGAACAGAGAAAGUUGACUUUUGAUACCCACGCGUUGGUUCAGGACUUGGAAACACAUGGAUUUGACAAAGCACAAGCAGAAACAAUUGUGUCAGCAUUAACCACUUUAUCAAAUGUCAGCCUUGAUACCAUCUAUAAAGAGAUGGUCACCCAAGCUCAGCAGGAAAUCACUGUACAACAGCUAAUGGCUCAUUUGGACUCCAUCAGGAAAGACAUGGUUAUCCUAGAGAAAAGUGAAUUUGCAAAUCUGAGAGAAGAAAACCAGAAAAUGAAAAUUGAAUUAGAGCAAGUUAAGCAACAACUGAUAAAUGAAACCAGUCGAAUCAGAGCAGAUAAUAAACUGGACAUCAACUUAGAAAGGAGCAGAGUGACUGAUAUGUUUACAGAUCAAGAAAAGAAACUUAUGGAAGCAACCACAGAAUUCACCAAUAAAGAUACCAAAACCAGAAGUAUUAUUUCAGAGACGGGUAAUAAAAUUGAUACUGAAAUUGCUUCUUUAAAAACACUGAUGGAAUCCAACAAGCUUGAGACAAUCCGUUACCUUGCAGCCUCGGUGUUUACUUGCCUGGCAAUAGCAUUGGGAUUUUAUAGAAUCUGGAAAUAACAGAGAGUCACGGCAUUGUACUCCUUUGUGCUACUGUUUACCAGAAGACUUUUCCUGGAAAGAUUUUUUUCUUGAAUAUAGAAAGUUGCAACAGAUUUAAUACACGUUUAUACAGAGUACACGUGGACUAGAAAAGAAGUGUUUCAUACUGGAUGAAUUACUUUAUCUUAUUUUGUAUGUAUCUAUUUUAUUAUAUUGAAAAGUUGACAUUCCAAACCUGAUUAACAUGCAAUAGGACUUUUGUUUUUAACCUUUUGAUAGUGCUUGUAAACAAUCAGAAAUAGAAAUGGUACAGAAUUGUUUUAUA
Messenger RNA from Sorex fumeus (smoky shrew), 1087 nucleotides. RefSeq names its product coiled-coil domain containing 90B (gene CCDC90B). Gene Ontology annotation, cellular component: mitochondrion. The transcript has 9 exons. The record is from RefSeq and is a predicted model, not a curated record. Lineage: Eukaryota; Metazoa; Chordata; Mammalia; Eulipotyphla; Soricidae. Bases 13 to 780 code for a protein of 255 amino acids.